Messenger RNA from Carassius gibelio (silver crucian carp), 872 nucleotides. It is a transcript of the gene dnaaf19, whose product is annotated as coiled-coil domain containing 103. Lineage: Eukaryota; Metazoa; Chordata; Actinopteri; Cypriniformes; Cyprinidae. Gene Ontology annotation, cellular component: outer dynein arm. Gene Ontology annotation, biological process: determination of left/right symmetry; epithelial cilium movement involved in extracellular fluid movement; inner dynein arm assembly. The record is from RefSeq and is a predicted model, not a curated record. Bases 177 to 872 code for a protein of 231 amino acids. The transcript has 3 exons.
AAAGCGACGCGUGGUUGUUAUGGAGACCAGUUUGUUGUGGAAGUUUGAGCUAGCGAGUUAACCGUAGCUGUACUCGUAUUGAUUUGCUGAAUUUCUGUCAUUUGAGGUAAAUAACAUCAUCAGUUCUCCUCAUAAAUGUAAAUUGGGUAUCUUUUCACGAAGCAGUAAGAGCAGGUAUGGAGAAGUCUGGUCUGAUAAAUUUCAGUUCACUUGAAAAGGAGCUUCAAGCGGCGCUGGAAGCGGACAGGAGAUAUCAGAGGGAGAAUGAAGCCAAGUUUCGAGCUUUAAACCAAAAUAUCGCCAGCUAUGAAGAAUUCAGGGAUAUAGUACUUGCAUCUCACUUGAAGGCCCUUGACAGAAAGGACAUCUCUGGUGCUCCUCGAAAGCAGCCCUGGAAUCCCAUUGCUUUUGGCGCAAAGCAUGAGAGCGCUUUAUCUGAGGAGGUCCAGCCAAAGUUAUCUGAGAUCCAGCCAAGAAGUGCGUCAGAGUUCAUCCGUGAGUGGCGCAGGUUUGCGGGAAGUUCACUGGAAAAGUACAGUCUCCUCGUGAGUCUGGGAGGCAAGGCUCUGCAGGAGAUCUUCAGGACUGAGGUUGGCCUUGGUCUCCUCGGCGAGUUCCUUCUGAUUCUGUCACAGUGUCUGAAGUCAGGAGACGAGGAAAUAGUGUUCGGCGUGCUAGACGGCCUUUCCAGCACUGGCCGUUUUGGGCUUAACCUGUCUCUUCUUAGUCAGGCAGAACAAAAAGCCUGUGAGGAGCUUUUCCACAAGCUACAAGUUACAGCAGGUGAUUCUUCUGACACGUCAUUGGCUCGUGAGGCAAGUCUUACAGCAAAACUGAAAGCGUUGAUGGGAAAAUAUGGCAUCCAGAAAUAG